CACUCUGCUUUCCAGGUCGUGACAUCUUUGGCAGCCUUACAGAAUGCUCUCAUGCGGAAGAUCUAGGGUUGUAUCAUCCUGCAGGGGUAGCUCCAUAUUUAUUCGCGGAUAUUCCGAUGCUGUUCAGACAGAUGUUCGGACGCGGAUUUUGGCCGAACUUAAGGGCGCAAUGAAGGCUAAGGAUUCCGCGAAGUCCACUACUCUACGUUCGGUACUGACUGACGUGUACGCUGCCGACAAGCAAAAGUCCCAACCCAUUCCAAAUAGCAAAAUCCAGGAUAUCAUUCGCAAAGCAGUUGACCGUCGAAAAGACGUUGCAAGCCAAUAUGAGAACGCGUCUCGUUCAGACCUAGCAGAAAAGGAACGAAAGGAAGCCGCUAUCCUCUCCGAGUUCCUCCCACCUCAACUUUCAGAAGAAGAGAUUGACUGCGUUCUACGUGAAGUCAUCCAGGAACAAGGUCUCCUAAAAGCCGAAGCUAAACCAAACCCUAAACAAGCACUGGGCAAAAUCUUCAAAGCUUUCUAUACGAGAGUGGACAAGUCCGCUGUCAGCUCUACAGAGUAUGUCACUCGAAGGGCAGAGGCCAUCUUGACAGACGCUUCGAAGUCCAGCUGAAUUCCAAUUGUGGGCUUCUGACACUUUUUGUUCCGUCGUUGUACGAAUACACACAUAAUAACAAAUUGCGUAG
Molecule: messenger RNA, 689 nt
Organism: Somion occarium
Lineage: Eukaryota; Fungi; Basidiomycota; Agaricomycetes; Polyporales; Cerrenaceae
Source: the annotation of a GenBank genome assembly